AUGUACAAUUUAAAAAAUUUAAACGAUAGUAGCGUAAAUUAUGAGGAAGAAGAAGCUCGAGAGUGGAGGCAGCCACGUUCACAACAAAAGAACGAUGUUUGUACUACAUCCGCUUUGAAAAGAAUGCCUGAUGAAGUGUGGUUGAUUCCACCAAAUAUCGAUGUAAAAUUAGUUCUAGGUGAUAGAAAAAUCAAUAUGUCACGUAUUGAAGAAUCAACAAAUACGCACAUGAGCUAUAAUGAAGUUGAAGGGCAAAUUGAAAUGUGGGGAACGCGUCGUGAUCUUGAUCAAGCUAUUAUGCAAUGGAAUAUGAUCGCUCAGAAUAUUCAUGAUGAACAAAUUAAAACCAGAAGUGCAAGAAAAGUCAAAGGUUGGGCUAGACCUGAAAAAGCACUUACAGAAAAACAGAUUCGAAAAUUACAACGUAGAGAAGCAAGAGAAAAGGAAGGUCAUAAUCUUAAAUGUUUUCCUAACAUCGAACUUCCCUUUUCUUCUCAUUUUUAUUUUCCGGAUCGUGAAAUUCCAAUUUCGCGAAUCAUUGGUGAAAAAGAUGAAUUUUUGGAUCCGAUUCGCGUUCAAACUAAAUGCUACAUGUGGUAUGAACCACAAAAUCAUAUGGUUAGAGUUAUUGGCGAUGAUGAUGAUAAUGUUUAUGAAGCAAUUUCACGCGUUAAAAAUCUUUACCUUAAAGUUUUCUUAGCUCGUAACAUUCCAAUAAAGAGAGGUUGGGUUUAUCAUAUGAUCGAACAACCUCGAAUGCCUUACAAAGUUAGGAUCGCAGAUCCACCUAAUUGUGUCAUACCACCUUAUGAUUUGAUUGGUUUCUUUAAGGUUCUCGAGCCUGUUAUUGACAAGCAACCUAAGGAUGACACAGAGACUGAAAUUUUUGAUGUUUACUCAGAAAAUGUCAAAAGAGUUGAAGACGCUCUAUUGAGAGCUUUACAAACCGUUUAUUUGUUCGAUGAAGAAAUCAAAAUGCGCAUUAGAUUGAAUAACCUAGUAUUGAAAGAUACUCGUUUGCAAUCAAGGUUCGCUACAUGCAUUACAACCGAUUCUAAUCAAUUCAAAAAAUUAGAGGAGUAUUUUACGAAUAACCAACAAGUAUGGGAAAAUUCAUCUUUCCAUGAAUUCAAGAUUUGCGCAUCCCGUCGUCCCAUUAAAUAUGGUGAACCAAGAUGGAAAUGUACAUUCGACGUAUCAUUUAAGAAUGAUAAAAUAGGAUUAUGGAAUGCUGUUACGAAUGAAAAAAAUGUUUUGGAGAUUAACAUGGCUUUGGAAGUUCAUGGAGACUUUCCAUCAAAACAGCUAAAAGACUUAGUAUCGACAAAUUUGGACCUCAAGGAUCAUUUUCCACAAAAUCAUUUGGUUUAUACAAAUACUGAAGAUGUCGUUGUUACUUCAGUUUGCGAAAAAAUUAAAAAGAAAUUUUUGUGGAAAGAACAUUUUAUAAUUGAAAUUACACGAUAUGAAUAUUGGAAUUGUGAAGGAAAAUUUUUAAACAUUUCACCUGGAGUGGAAAUUCUUUUACAACGUGAGCCAUCAGAAACUGUUUCAUUUGGAAUUACGUUGUAUAAGAAAUCAUGGGACGACGAUUUUUCUGCAAACGGUAAUUUAAAUUCAGGAGAAGUGCCUGAAUGGUAUCCUGAUGAUAUAUCAGGCGGUGUUAAACAAAUGUUGGAUGAUAUAAAUGAAUUCUUGAAAGUUUUGCAAGAUUCUGAU
This is a messenger RNA of Dentiscutata erythropus, 1719 nucleotides long. Lineage: Eukaryota; Fungi; Glomeromycota; Glomeromycetes; Diversisporales; Gigasporaceae. The record is from the annotation of a GenBank genome assembly.